This is a messenger RNA of Lycium barbarum (goji berry), 1012 nucleotides long. RefSeq lists its product as uncharacterized. The transcript has 3 exons. The record is from RefSeq and is a predicted model, not a curated record. Bases 38 to 922 code for a protein of 294 amino acids. NCBI's taxonomy places the organism in Eukaryota, Viridiplantae, Streptophyta, Magnoliopsida, Solanales, Solanaceae.
GGCCGUACAGCGUUUACGCAUCUUGGGGUUAGAGCAUAUGCCUUACCCUGGGCUUGCGAGGCUUGCCGCGGAGAUGGUUAGGAUUUCCGAGGAUGGUAUCCGCCAGGCAGGCGAGAUUAGGCGCAUGGCGGAGCCUGUUCCGGAGGCUGAGUAUCAGGCAGCACCGGGGGCUCCCAGAGGAGGAGGCCGUGCUGGCAGAGGACGUCGUGCUGCCGGAGGAGGCCGUGCUGGCAGAGGACUGGUAGAUGAGGCGGAUGAGGCCGAUCCCAUUGCAGAGGGCGUUCACGGUCUAGUCCAUCCGCAGCCCUUCCAGGCCGGUGGCAGCUCACCUGGAGACUCACCUACGUUUACGCCGGCGCUCUUACUUGCUGAGAUACCCAGGUCUUCAUCACAGCCGAGCCAUAAUGCAUACAUGGAGGAGCGUGAUAACGUUGAUCGGGCAGCGUUACGCGCUUCAUUAGCUGAUGAGCGGCCUGUGAGGAAUUUAGAGGGAGCCCGGAUUCUUGACUUUGAUGAGUUUUUGAUCCCGGAUUCGGCGCCAGCGGGUCCAUCAGAGCCACCCACUCAGGCAUUUUCUCAUGGGUCUGCCGAGCCAGCAGUGUCUUCCCAUAUGACUACCGAGCCACAGGAUUCGGCGCCAGUGGAUCCACAGGAGCUGCCCAUUCCAGAGCAUUCUCAUCAGCCUGCCGAGGCAGUGGUGUCUUCUCAUGAGACUACCGAGGCGCAUGUAAGUUUUUUACUUAAAACUAAUUUUAUUCAAUAUAAGGUAAAUGUUUAUUUAAUUUUUAUAACCUUUACUUGGACUUCGAACAGCAUCUCGUCCAGGAGACUACCUCAUAUUCACCAUCACACCCAUUUCAGGAGGCUACAGACCCAUCUCAGGAGCCUUCUCAGGCGCCCGUUGACACACAGGUUUGAUUAAAUAAAUAACGUUAAUGUAUUCAACAUAAAUAAGAAAUGGUACUAAUAUUUAUAUAUUUUUCAGGUUCAUCCUUCGGCGCCUGCGGUGGCG